GUGAACAAGAGGUGGAUGAAGUACCUGAGACACAAGCAGAAAAACAGGUCUGUAUUUUAUUUAUAUUAUAUUUAAAUUAUUAUCUCUCUACUGCUAUAAACAGGGUGAAUCGACCCUACGGCUUCCCUUAAGUGCUUUCUUAUUUUAUGUGGUAUACACUAAUCAGUUACAACCACUGACAGGUAAAGUGAAUAACAUUGCUUAUUGUAAAGGAUCCUUGCAUUCGUGCAGCGAUUAUCCUUGCAGCUUCUCCCGAAAUCCAACUGAAACGAAGUGAUUAUAGCUCCCAAUCCCCCAAACAUGAGUCGAGACUUCAUGAAGGGGUAAAACGAUCUGAUUUACUGUGGGCUACCUGCCCGGUAUUUAUGCAGGUCUUCCACCUGGUGGACACUCCCCUAGGGGACCAGAUGGAAGACUGGGACAAAAGUAACACAGUAGCCAAUCACAGUGGCUAUAGCAUAAGCACUCCCCUUUUACAUAAAUCACUCCCUCUUUUCCAUCCUGGAGAUAAUUAACUUAAGGUAGCAAAGAGAGCCUUAAUUAUCUCCAGGAAGAAAGAAGCAUGGUUUUUCUUAUUUAGCAAAACAGAAUAAAAAUAUAUAACUUUCUUUUUACACAACAUAAACUUUAAGUUCCACAUAUCCCCAGAUAGCUUGGAUCUGAGGAAGGGGAACUGGUGAACUGGCAUCGGGGUCAUGGGCGCCAAAGGCUCAGUGAUGCACGUGGGGAGCAAGACUAGCCCAUCUGGUCCUAUCAUACAGAAGGCUUACUCUAGCUCAAAUAGAAAUAACCAAAUAGCCAUAAUAGAAAAGUGUCAGAACACACAGUGCACCACAGUUUCUGCAUAUGGGUCUGAGUUGCCGCUAGGGAUGUGCAUGGGCAAAAAAAUUGGUUUGGUUCAGAAAUUCGGGUAAGUUACAAAAUUAGUCGGCAAUUCUGAACUUCGGCACUUAGUAAGCAUCCGAAUGUCUGAAUUGCAUGAAACUAAUUGCACAUGUCUAGUAAGUGGUUGUGGUGGCAGUCCGGGCACUGGGAGCCCUACAGAUGUGUAAGUGGUUGUGGUGGCAGUCCUGGCACUGGGAGGCGGGAGCCCUAUAGAUGUGUAAGUGGUUGUGGUGACAAUCCUGGCACUUGGAGCCCUACAGAUGUGUAAGUGGCUCCCAGUGCACAGACUGCCACUACAACCACUUAACCAUCUAUAGGGCUCCCAGUGCCAGGAAUUAGCUUGUUGGCCAAGAUUCCUGUCAUCAUUCAUGUAAUUUUCUCUCCCUCUCUCUUGUUUUGCCACUUUUCAGAAAUUGAAGCACUUCGGAACUUCAGCAGUUCGGCAAUUCGGUUCGCCACUUCCGAACUACCGAACUUUGGCACUUCGGACAUUCAUAAGCAUCCGAAUGUCCGAAUUGCACAAAAUUCUUCUUAAUGUACAUUCGAAAUGAAACGAAUUGCACAGGUCUGGUUGCCGCAGAUCGGUCAGAAUGCCCAUGAUGACCUACCACCAAGAGUGCCUUUAGUGGGGGACGUCAGUGUCAGAACUGGACCACGGAGAAACGAAAAAAAGUUGUCUGGUCUGAUGAAUAACAUUUUAUUUUAGGUCAGGUGGAUGGCCAUGCUGUGGAUGUGCAUCGUUUACCUGGGGAAGAGAUGGCUGAAGGAUACAAGACAGGUCAGUGGAGGCAGUGUUAUGCACUGGGCAAUGUUCUUCUGGGAAACCUUGGGUCCUGGCAUUUAUUUGCAUGUCACUUUGUCAUGUAUCACCUACCUAGAGAUUGCUGUAUACCAUAUAUACCCCUUCGUGUUCCCUGAUGGCAGCGGCCAUCAAUGUUAUUCACUUCAUUUGUCUUUCAGCAGGAUAAUGCACCCUGCCACACUGCAAAAAAUUUUCAGGAAUGGUUUGAUUAACAUGACAGAGUUCAAGGUUUUGCCUUGGCCUCCAAAUUCCCCAGAUCUCAAUCUGUGGGAUGUUUCCAUUUAUAUUUCUACAAUCUGUGGCGUGUGCUGGAAAAACAAACAACAGACUGGACAAUUGUUACGGUUUCCUACAGAUCAAGUGAUCAUACAUAUUCUUCAUUAAACUGCUUAAAUUCCAGUAAAUAUACAGUUAAACAGACACUUCAAGCAACAUAGCCACUACAGUUUAUUAUUUUACUGGUUAUGGCACUAGGAAGCUGUAAAUGUAGCAAAGAAGAAAGACGUAGAAGUUCAAUAGAUUAGCUUUUUUGUUUGCUAUAUUACAAUCGCAGAGGAGAAUUUACUGAAAUGAAUUGAGCAACUUACUGCAUGAACUGUACAUUUACAUCAUGCACAAAGCAUCAGAGACCUUAUAAGAACAUGUAAGACAUUAAAACAUUUACAAACGUAUGUAUGCAAGAGGUUUGCUACAUAGGCGUGAAAAAAUUAUGUAAGCAAUAAAUGUCACUUGGCACAUUUCCUUUACUGUUAGUUAACAUCCUCAUCCAUUAUAUAUAAUGAAUGUCUGUAAUAAUGAUACCCAUAUACCUCUCUUCUUUUUUGUCCUCAUUUGUUGUAUCUUGUCACUGACUCCCCAUUCUCUGUUUCUGAUUGGAUGACUUCACGAUUCCUAAAAUGUAAACCGAACUCCGUGAUUUUCCUCCCUCUACAAAUGUGCCUUUUUCCCUUAAGGUCAAUGGAGCAUUGUCCUAGUACCCAGUCCCUACUUCAUUUCCUAAUCCUUUUAGAUUGUAAGCUUGCUUGGGCAGGUCCCUCUUCACCAACUGUUUAUCAAAUAUGUUUUGUUAGAACUGUUUGUAAUGUUUAUCUAUUGUAGAGCACUGCUGAAUAAGUUGUCGCUAUAUAAAUAAUUGUAAUUGUAAAUGGCAGAUAAUGAAGCAGUGAGACUGCAGGGGUAUGAUAUAUAUACCAAAGCUGCUACAUUAAGUUAAAUUUGUUUUGGUACUUAUAGUGUCCCUUUAAGGUGCCAAUUAAAAAGUUAUUUCAGGACACUAAUGAAUUCUGCAUUAUGCAGAAGCACGGCUUGAAAGUGCUACCCAGCAGUAUGUAGAAUUUUAUUGAAUUACACAAUUGGUCAGACAGUCCUUUCAAACUCUGCACCCCAGAAGACAGAAUUCAUUAGUGAUCCAGAGGUAGUUUAACUUGUGAUAAUCUUCCUAUGGAAGUAGGCUUAUUACAUCCACCAUGGGGGUUCUAACACAGUGUCCUGAGACAGAGUCAUCUUAACAGAACUAUAGGCCCCUGGGCAAAGCAGUGCACUGGGGUCCUACCUACACAAUCACUCACAGGAAUAGAAAAUGUAAACUAUUGACAAAAUUAAGUUUAGAUUUAUUGAUACUUCUUACAAAAUCAGUGUUUAAACAUUAAAAAACAUGCUUUACAGCAGAGGUGUAACUGGAAACCACAGGGCCCCGGUGCAAAAAUUGCCCUGGGCCCCACCCCCAUAUGUCUACCUCCCCCCUCACUCCCUUCACCCCCACAUGCAGACAGAUACACACGCAGACACAUAUACAUGUAGACACCCACAUUCAGACACACACACACGCACACACACACACAUACACACAGAGAUCCAUACAUACAGACACACACACACAGACACAUACAUACAGACACACAUACACACAGAGACACAUACACAUACAGACACACACACACAGACACAUACAUACAGACACACACACACAUACACACAGAGACACAUACACAUACAGACACACACACACAGACAUACAGACAGACACACACAUGGACAUACUGAUACAGACAUUCUCUAUCACACACACACACACACACACACACACUAACUGUUACAAACAUUUAGUGACUUACCUGGGGUCCAGCGACUGCCUCAUGCUGAUGGGAGUCAGAGCUUCCACUCUUCUCCUGCACGGCGCUCUCUUGGCUGGGAGUGACGGCUUCAUCCCAGCUCUGACAUCAUCACUGGGAAAUCCAUUGCCAUCGGGUGUUCCUCAACCAUACAAAGCUACAAUACUGAGCUAUGGAGUGGCCACUUGGAGAUGUCCCUAGGGGCAAUGUAAACACUGCCUUUUCUCUAAGGGCAGUGUUUACAUGAAAAUGCCUAAAGGGAGCUAAUAUACUCACCAGAACAACUACAUUAAGCUGUAGUUGUUCUGGUGACUAUAGUGUCCCUUUAAUCAAGUGUUCAACACAAACAUUUGUGAAAUUUCUUUGCAGAGAAUUGCUUUAUAACUGACUUGUGCAGAUAACAGCUGAUACGUAGGUGAUUAGUCCACCUAAAUGUUUUGAUAAAGAGGAUUUAAGGGUCUGAAUAAAUCUUCUCGAAUAAUAUACUGAAAAGUUGGCAAACCUAUGGGGCCCCUAUGCUCUUGAGGAACCCGGGCAACAGGCCAGCAUGCCCAUGUCCCUGUUCUCAGGUCCCUUUUUAAGGACACCUUGAGGCAAACCUGGGAAAGCAGAGCAGGAACUUAUACUCAGGACGGUCCCUCUUAAACGAACCCUAUAGGAAAACAUAGUUAUAGUGCCCCCCCUUACGAAACACCAUGGUGCAGAAUGGGUUAAAAACCCUCUCUGUCACAUACCUGAGUCCAGUGUUUAUGUCCUGCGGUGCUGGCUUGGGUUAUCCUUCGCUCCUCCCCAGCAAUACAAUGCUUUAGUAUGGGGUUUUGAGUGACGUUGGAUAUCCUCAUCCAUAGCGUGAGGACGUCCAGCGUCAGUUAGGCGCCCAAAAGUUGCCUAACAACCCUGAAGUCCCUCUAGAGCAGUGGUUCCCAACCCAGUCCUCAAAUACCUCCUAACCGUCCAGGAUUUAAGGAUUACCCAGUUGUGUCUAGGGCAUUUUUAGAAAGAAGAAAAAAAACACUUUAGACACAACAGGGUAAUCCCUAAAUCCUGGACUGUUAGGGGCUAUUUUGGGACUGGGUGGGGAACCCCUGCUCUAACGGGACUUCCCGGGUUGUUAGGGUUAAUUAUUGUCUAACAAAUAUUCCCAGGUCCGUUAACCCCGGAAAGGUAAUUAUUAAAAUUAAUUAAAAACUGCAAUAAUUACUUUUCCAGGGUUAGGGGAUCUGGGAAUAUGCACCCAGACCACGUCAAUGAGCUGAAGUGGUGUGGGUGCCUAUAGUGUCCCUCUAAUAACUUGGGACUGUUGAGGGUUAUGUGACACACUUUAUACAUGCUGCCCAUCGUUAGGAACAAUGAAUACACCAGCAGAAUUCAUGGUUUAUCUGGAAGCCCUGCUGUUAUAGAUAAGUUAUAUUUUUAAUCUUACUAAGCAUUUUGAGAUCACAACUGCUGCAAAGGGGAGGGGGUUUUGGGGGGCAUGUUAGUUAGACUUAAACUAUACAGGAGCCAAUGUCUGACAAUAUUGCAACUAUUAGCUCAGCUGUCACACAAACUAGGUUUCUCUAAAGAGCUCUCAUCACUAGAGAUACAACGUUCAACUAUGGGAAAGACAGCUAUUCUUGGCUCCAACAAAAUGGCUCCUCCAACACAGCGACACUGUGCCAGACGGCGAUAGCGUCUCUUGUGUAUGGAGUUCGGAGACUCUUCUCGGAUGGGGGAAUCUGUCACAUGCCGGGUGCCCGGCUAGCAGCCAGCCAAUCACGACGUUCCUAGCUAGCCGUUCGGCCAAUGGGUGCGCAGGAUGGUGGUGAGCGCAGAGGUCACUGGUUAGAUGGUGAAGCCGGGCAGACUGGGUGCGAGGAGUGUGUGGCAGCCAGAGACAUGAUCAGGCAGCUCCGAGCAGGGCUCCUACUGAGCCGGUAGGUACAGGAGGCAGAGGGUGGGCACUGGGUGAGCUCAUAGCUACAUGACAAGUUCUACAGCAGGGGGUAUGGGGCUGCCCCUGGAUGAUGGGGAUUGUAGUUCCAUAAAAACUACAAGGCUGCCCCUGGAUGAUGGGGAUUGUAGUCCCAUAAAAACUACAAGGCUAAAGCUGGAUUGAUUAGCCCUGUUAGUUAAUGCAAUAAAAGUAAUAUUUACACAAGGCUUUUUAUAUAUAUAUAUAUAUAUAUAUAUAUAUAUAUAUAUAUAUAUAUAUAAUUUUUUUUUUUUUUUUUUGGUAAAUAUUCACAAAUGCUUAUAUUAUCUUGUGUGUCACCAGUUGUAUUUUUAUUUUUAUUUAAUAGGAAUUCUGUUUCCUUUUUUUUAUGUAAAUGUAGCUUUCAUCAGCUAAUUUAAAAAAAAAUCUAGUUUAAAGUAAUUUUGAUGUAGUAUUAUUAUUAUUAUUAUUAUUGAUUUUUAUAUAUUUGACAUGCAUAUGGUUGACAAAAUACCCAUUGAAUUAAAAUUUGUGUUGUUGCUGCUGUUUAUUCAGCAAAAGGGAAUACUAAUAUAUAACUUUGCAGCAAUAAUCCAUUUGUUGCUCCAUUCUUUUUAGAAAAUGCUAAUUUCCCUUUUUAUAUAUAUAUUUUUUAAUACUGUAGUUUCAUGUUUUUUUUUUAUAUAUAUAUUUCUGUUCAGUAUUACUGGAAAAAAUGUUUUUCACAAACCGUUCAAUAAAAAUAAUUUGAAAAGAAAAUGCUAAGUUUAUAUUUCGAAAUCACACACUUGUUUUAAUGAUCCUAGUUGUACACGAUUUACUAGAAUUAGGUAAAACGCAAAACAAACCCUUUUAGUUAAUGCAAUAAAAGUAAUAUUUACAGAAGGCUUUUUUUGAUAUUUUGUAAAUACUCACAAAUGCUUAUAUUACCUUGUGUGUCAGCAGUUGUAUCUUUGGUUUUAUUUACUAGGAAUUAUAUUUCCUUUUUUAUGUAAAUGUAUCUGAUCUAUAUCUAUCUGUCAUUCUGUAGGGUGUGUGUCCAUUUGUAUCAACAGACUGCUGAUGGGAUCUAUAUUUUUAUUUUAUUUUUUUGUAUUGAUAGCAGGCUCUUUCUGUAUGUUUGUUUCUUGCUAACAUUGCAGUCUACAGACAGACAUUGUGUGUAAUGCAUGUCUAGUUAAUAUAGAAUGCCCAGUUAAAGUGUACAUGUCAAAAAGUUGUGAAAACCUGUCCUAUUUUGCUACAUGUGAGCAAAUGAAAAAUGUCCAGUACUGAGAAAACAUAAGUGGCCAUGCUUGGCAUUUCAGUCUUUAUUAAAAGCUUUCAAGUGACAGAUCAGCUUGUUGAAAGCCAUCUAACAGCAAGGUUAAAUGCAAGUUAGAUUGCUAUCAUGACACAUGCUGUAUAUUAUGUAACUCACAGUAACUAGUACCUCAUCAUGAGAUUGCUGUUUUUAUAUGAGGCACUCAUGGAUGAUUACACUUGUAAAAAUACACAGAGCUGCACAAAUUUAAAUUUCCAAACUCACCCAUAGUCUAUUUGAUUCUAUUUCCUAGGUUUUGCCAUUUGCAUUAAGGAAUACCAUACAAACCUGUAUUCCUAAUGCUAUAGUGCCCAUAUUUCUACAGUCACCAGCAUUUCUACAACUUAAUGAAGUGGUUGUGGUGUCUAUGGCUGGUCCCUGCAGGUUUUUUAAUGUUAACACUGCCAAUUCAGACAAAAGGCAGUAUUGACAUUGCUGGCUAGUAACACCUCUAGUGGCAGUCACUCAGACGGCUAGAGGUGCUUUCUGUGUCAGUGCUGUACAGUGUGCAGCAGUGAAAUUUAAUGUCUUCAUGCUCCCCAUAGACAUGCAUUGAUUCCAUGCAUCUCUAUGAGGAGAUGCUGAUUGGCGCAGCUUGGUGUUUUGUCAUUCAAGCACAAUUGCCUCGUAAUGCUUUCCUAUGGGAUUAUCUAAGCCAUGGAAGCAGGGCAAGCCGUAGCAAGACCGGUGAGGGAGAAGAGAUGCGUAAAAUAAUCUAUAAUCUCCAGAGAGAGGGGUGGCCUGGGUCCUAUUGGCCUAUUCCAGGGCUAUAAUGUUAUACAUGUUUGUAUUACUGACAAUAUAAUGUUCCUUUUAAUAGAAUAAACUAAACUAUUUACUCUUAAGUCUCCCAUUCACUGCUUUCCUAUGGACUUUAAUGUCACCUGACCGGGUUUACUCGAUCAAUGCCACGGAAUCGUCUCUAGUAGCUGUCAGGAAGAUCGCUACUAGAUGUGAACUUAACCGCUGCAGUAAGCAUUGCAUUAAAAAAAAAAAAAUUGCAAUUUUUUACAUUACACUAUAACUUUAGCGUAAUAAAGCCAUUUUGCUGUCUCACUGCUCAGUUUUCUGCCAUUUAGGAGUUAAAUCACUUUUUGUGCAUGUGACUUGCACAGCCUUCAUUAACACUUCCUGUAAAGCUAGAUCUAAUGUUUACAUUUCCUUUGUUGCACAUUCUGUUUAAAUUAGAAUGUCUUAUCUCCUGCUCUGUUAAUAGCCUAUAGACCCUGUAGUAGCCUCCUGUGUGUGAUUAAAGGGAUACUCCAAACCUAAUAAAUGAUUAAAAUGAAAAAAAAAAAAAAGCAUAAUGCCAUAUUGAAAGUUAUUCGUUAAGGUGGCCACCCCCGAUUUCUUUUAUACUAGUUUUAAAAGAAGUAUAAUUUACCUUAAUUCAGCAAAGCUGGAACACUGUACAUAUAUACUCCUACCACCAUUACCACUUCAAAAUGCAAAAGUGGUCAUAGACUUUAAAGUAACCAUUUAAAGUUCAAUUUACAGAGCAGGAAAUAAAAACUUCUAAAUCAAGUUAGCAUCUGAUUGAAAAUGUAUACCGUAUAUACUCGUGUAUAAGUCGAUCUUAUGUAUAAGUCGAGUGCAGUUUUGUGACCAACAAUUGUGAAAUAUGCUAUGCCUCAUGGAUAAGUCGGGGGUAAAACUUGGGGCUAUGAAAUUCUGUGAUUUUUAUAAUUACAUACACACACACUCAUACAAACACACACACUGCAUUAUAGACACACACACUCAUACACACACUCUGCAUUAUACACACACACACACACUCUGCAUUAUAUACACACACACACACACUCUGCAUUAUACACACACACACACUCUGCAUUACAUACACACUCAUACACACACUCUGCAUUAUACACACACACACACACUCAUGCAAACAAUCUGCAUUAUACACACACACACACAUACAAAAACACACUUUGCAUUAUAUACACACACACACUCAUACAAUCUGCAUUAUACACGCAUACAAACACACACUCUGCAUUAUAUACGCACACACUCAUACAAACACACACUCUGCAUGAGCCCGGCGGUCCUGGUCUGUAUUAUGGCAAUGUAAGUUGCCAUAAUACAGACACUGACUCGAGUAUAAGUCGAGUGGGGGUUUUUCAGCACAAAAAAUUUGCUGAAAAACUAGACUUAUACUUGAGUAUAUAUGGUAAUUGUUUUCAUUCAGGCUGUGUCAGUUACAGCCAGGGAUGGUGUGGCUAAGGCUGCAUAAACAGAAACAAAAGUAAUUUAACUCCUAAAUGGCAGAAAAUAAGCAGUGAGACUGCAAGGGUACGGUGUAUACAUUAAACCUGCUUCAUUAAGCUAAAGUUGUUUUGAUGCCUAUAGUAUUCACUUAUAACCCCAUUAGAGGCAUAUCACACACGCUCAUGUUAAUAACAAUAUAAGGUGGAGAACUAUGGAAAAUUCUGCAAAAUACAGAAAUCGUUGGUAGAUCUCAAGUCAGAUGUGUAGUAUGAUGCCAUAGGGCAUCAUGCAAGAAUAUCCCUGCCCUCGUUAGCUUUUUUUUUUCUUUGCAUUGGAAUGUCUGUGAAAUUCAACAAGGGACUGGAAUCCUUCUGAUCCCCCUUUUUUUUUUUUUAUAGUUUCCAUUUAGCAGUUAAUGUUAUUUUGGAGUCCUGCAGACCCCCAAUAUAUAGUUUAACCCGUUCACACAGCAAAUUAUAUGGUGGGAAAGUCAUAAACACUGUCCUUACCUGAUGAAUGACUGUCCCAGCACAUCAUUAUUUUAAUGGUCAGGGACAUUUAUUUUUAUUAUUUAUAUAGCACCAUCACAUUCCAUAGCGCUGUACAAUGGGAUCAUCCAUUUACCAGCAUUUCUUGAUGUGUGAAUGCUCUGGGAGAUCAAUGUCUAUAAUUUUUAACUGGUAUAAAUAUGUUCUGUUACUCGCUUGAAAGGUGUUAAUUUUAUUGAGCAAUAAGUGAAGACCCUGCUGGGGUUUAAACCUAUGACACUCAGCUCUGAGCUGGUAAAACAGGUACUGAAGCUUGUACACUAGCCGACUGAGAUAACUAUUCAUGAUGUGAGAUUCUGGGAGUGGUUGAACAAGUUCCAAACAGCCCUCAGCAAGCUAGCGCGAAAUCCAUUAAUUAGAAUAUCUGAACUGCUGAACCUUUAAAUAAGCAAUUUUGUUUUAUUUUUUUAAAUGCACAUUUUUCAUGUUUUGUGGCUCAAUAUGAUUUUUUUGAAGUGAAAUGAUUAUUUGAUUUUAUCAUCUAAUUAUUAUUUUUUUUGUUUAGUUUAGUAUGAUUUCUUUUGAUUUUCAGUAUUUUAAUUUUGUUAUAUUUUUUUUUAUUUCUUGAUCUAGACCUAGCCAGUUUUAUGGAUCGAGGAGAUUGAUCAGAGAAUUUCUGUUACUAAUGAUUUUAUUUUUAUUUUUCUCUAUUUUCUCCAUAGUGCGAUUUCCCGGUAUUCACAAAGAUGGAAGGGAAGUUUGGCAAAUGAAAGAGCCUUGCAGUAUAAACCAGGAGAAACGAUUCAUGGUUUCACAGUAAAUGAGGUAUUGUAUAAUCACUGGUCUUCAAUGCAAUUCAAAGUACUUUCAUUGAUAAACUUCAAUUAAAAUAAUUUGAGUCUUAAUUAUCCUUUCAGGGUUCCAAAUUGAAAGUCUCCCAUUAAACAUCGGUCUAAAUGUUUUAUAAUCGGCUCCUUGAGCUGAUAUCCCCAGGUCAUACUUGAAAACGAGAGAAAUCUCAAUGUAUCCUUCCUGGUAAAAUAAAUAUAUAUAAUUUUUUUUUUUUAUUAUUCUUUAUUUUUGCCGUAGUCAGUUACAUAAGAGACAUAACUUGUGAUACAAUAGUCAAAAUAUGACAAAAUGGUCAGUGACAUACAUUCAAUCUUAAGGUUAAAUUUGAUAUGUGUUUUUUAAAAAUUGUUAUGAACUGAGUAAAUCGCCGUGCCUAGGCACUUAGUGUAGGUGUUCUAAGCAGUAGGCUCAGUAUAAGUGCACGGCAAUGUUCAAAAUGGAAACACAACAAGAAAAAAAAAAAAAGAUGAAUACGAUCUUAAAGAUAGGGGAAGUGGGAAAUUAUUAGUGCAGACCUGGGGGGGGUUGGUGGUAAUAGGGGAGCUAGCGUAACUGGGUUAUUCUUUGUAUAGAUAGAAAAAUUGAAAAUAAAGCAUAAAAAACAAAAAGUAGGUGCUGCAAGGUAACUGCAACAACGGUCUUGCUCUAGGAGGCUGGAACAAAUGGGAUUAUGGUCCCAUGCUAGAGUUGCAGAUAUGGGGGUGCGAUGCAGACCAAGCCUGGUCAGGAUAGAGUCCAUCUCGGAAGCACGAAAAUAAUUCCGGGACGGGUGUAACCUAAGUCCCCCACGAUAAAAUAUUUUAUAAAUAAAUAUCUUACCAUCAAGCUUUGAAAAUGUGUGCAGGAUGGUGCAUUAGGCCCAAAACGAUCAGGUUGUAAUACUGGUUAAAGGAAUACAUUGUACAUUUCUUUAUAAACAGUUUAUUUAUUUUUUGUGUUCGAUUUUUGUUUUUAUUAUUCUAUCCUGUGCGCAUUCAUAUCUCUAUUUGUAGUUAUGUUUGUUUGUUUUUCUGCAUCUAUUGUGUGAAUUGAUUGAUUUAAAUAAAAAAAUAAAAAAAUGCUGUGCUCUUUUACAAUUUUUCAUUUGCGUUAUCAAGCUGCUGAUCUUUAUUUUUUUUCGUUUUUGUUUCUUUGUUAGGUUACACCCGUCCCGGAAUUAUUUUUAACUGCUAUUAAGCUCAGCCAUAAUAACACGGGAGCAAAAUACUUGCAUAUCGCAAGAGAGGAUUCCAAUAAUUUAUUCAGGUAAUGCAGCGGUUAAUACAUGUUUGUGGACUUUCAUGGCUAUAGUGCUGCCUGGGCACUCUGUUUUGAAGCCAGCAGUGACAUAAAUUUUGGAGUUCUUAACAUAGUCUCGAAAAAACAGAUGUAAUAUUUUAAAUAAAUAAAAUUAAAGAUUUUUUUUGUUGUUGUUGAUAUUAUUCAUAUCCGUAUAACCAUAGAAAGAGUUUACCAACAUUAGUGUGACUCCCAUUACCCUGUGACUUUUAUUUUUCAAGUGUUCAGUUUAGAACAACACCUCUGGACAGUACUGGCGUUCCACACAUACUGGAACACACCACGUUGUGUGGCUCUGAGAAAUAUCCAUGCAGAGAUCCAUUCUUCAAAAUGCUGAAUAGAUCGUUAUCUACAUUUAUGAAUGCAUUCACCGGUAAGUUUAUAAAAAAUAAUCUCUACCUGCACCCUAUUGCUAAUGUGAGUCAAAAUUGAGGCUUUAUUCACUUAUUAGUGAACUGCAACAUACUGAAGACAACAUUACAAAAUUCAAACUAUAAUUUGCCAGACUGUGACUAUAGCAGAGGUGGAAGUAAUUUUUUUAUUUUUUUUUAGUUAGCUGCUUUGUUCUUCAAUUUGGAAUUUGUUUUCCAGAUCUGUCUAAUCUACUAUUUAAUAAAUCCACUGUGUGCAUUUCAAAGUUUUGUACCUCGCCCUGGUGGUUCACAAGGAAACUAAAUAGUUUGCAGUAAUUAAAAUGUAAAAUGGAAUUGUCAAGGUGCACCUCUCAGAGAGGAACAGUUACAGUAAUGGAGACGAGGAUUUUUGGAUCAAAUACAGUGACGCCCUUAAUAUUUCAAUAUUUUUCCAAGGCACCACAAGUCAAAAUUUCUAGGUUGUAUAUCUGCCCAGUGCUGCGGCAUUUACUGGCGCUAUAGGGUAAUGUACAGUGUUUGUGUUUAAAGCGGUUCUUGCAUACAGUUAUUGUGUUUUAAUAUAGGGGUGUGUUUGAAUGUAAUGUUCACUUUUAAAUGCGAAUGUACAUUUGUUUGAACUAUUUGUGUUUGGGUGAAAGGGUGUGUUUGUAUAUCCUUUUUGAGUUUGAAUUCAGGGAUGUGUUUGAAUGUAAUAUUUGUGUUAGAUUGCACGAGUGUGUUUGUGCUGGUGUAUGACUGCUUGGAUGUAUACAAUAAACUACCAGAUACAUGCAUACAUACACAGAUAUACAUACACACAAAUUCAUAUAGACACUGACACACACACACCUUAACACACGCAUACACCAACAUAUACACACACACGCACCCUGACACACACAAACAUUGAUACAUACAUGAUACAGAUACACACACACACACAAUGACACACAGAUGCACAGACACAUAUCCCGACACACAGAUGUGUGCGCACAGACACACACUGACAUAUACACACACACACACAGAUGCACAACCUGACACACAUGACACACACUCUCAUACAUACAUACGCACACACUCAUACACACACAAGUGAUAUUAAAAAUAUCUCCUGCUACCCUCCUUUUAGCUUACCUUGUGUGUCCUGGAGGUUGGCUUGGACUCCUGCUGGCUGGUUGGAGUGAGGGGUCUGUAGCUCUUCGUGUUCCUCUCCCCUCGUGCUGCGGCUGCCUCCUCUCCCUCCCGCGCUGUCUCCCUGCAUGACGCUGGGAGGACGUGACAGGCUGUCACUUCCUCCCAGCCCCCCGACAUUACAGGUGCAUGGUCCUUUGAGAAUGUGGCACCCGACUGGGCCCCGGUUCAGCAGUAAUGCCCGGUCAUAGCACCGGAGAAUCAUACCGCAGAACCCAUGUGUGCACGCUGGGGCACCGCAGCACAUAGUUUGGGAACCGCUGAUAUGUAUGUGUGUGUGUGCUGAAUUGUUUUUUAGUUUAAUAAAACAAACGCUAACACUACAAAGUUGUUGAAGAUUCAAUAUUGUACAGUUAAAGGGACACUAUAGUCACCAAAACUAUUUUAGCUUAAUGAAGCAGUUUUGGUUUAUAAAUCAUGCCACUGCAGUCUCACUACUCAGUUCUCUGCCAGUUAGGAGUAAAAUCACUUUGUUUAUGCAGCCUUAGUCACACCUUCCUGCAUGUGACAUACGCAGCCUUCCUAGACACUUCCUCUAAUGUUUAAACUUCCUUUAUUGCAAAUUCUGUUUAAUUUCGAAUUUCUUAUAUUUUGCUCUGUUCAUAGCCUGUAGACUCUGCAGGACCCUAUUGUGUGUGAUUAAAGUUCAAUUUACAGAGCAGGAGAUAAAAAAAAUAAAUAAAUUACUUCUAACGUAAGUUAACAUCUGAUUGAAUUGGAAGCCAUUUUAUUUUCAUGCAGGAUGUCAGUCAGAGCCAGAAGAAGUGUGGCUAAGGCUGCAUAAACAGAAACAAGAGUGAUUUACCUCCUAAAUAUCAGAAAAUGAAGCAGUGCGACUUCAGAGACAUGAUCUAUGCACAAAAACUGCUUCAUUGCUAAAGUUGUUUUGGUGACUGUAGUGUCAAUUUAACAGGUAUUUUAUAUUCCUAUUAUUUAAACGCUAAAAUAAAUAGACGAUAAACAUAAAGUACUUCGGAGAGAAAUGAAAUAAGUAUCUUGUGAAAUUAUUAUUUUUUUAAUAUGGUUUUAUUUUUCAUAUAUACAGAUUAGUAUGACUACACUAGGCACCGACAGGGGAUUUAAUGCAAAUCAGUCUGUAUGAUUGCAAAGUUUAGCAAGUUUGCUAGCGAUGAGCCCCAUUAACACUAAAGGAGAUUUUGCUGAACAGCCCAAGUCACUUACCAAGCCAGUGUAAUGGCCGUGGGAUCUCUGGGAAACGUUUCUAAGUAAACCAGUGCAUUCUUUUUGCUGGAGUCCUGUGCUGAAUAUACAUUCUACUCAAAGAAGUUGACAGAAUGGCAAAAUCAUAAAAAUGAACAGCUAUACAAACAUUUUGUUAAAGCGUUGUCAUGGCAGUUUGGCAAGUUUGCUUAUUUGUGAGAUCUAAUUCAGUCAGUGGAUGUAAAGUGAUUUCAUACAAACUUAGUGUAGUAAUAGUCUUUCCUGGAAUGGAUUGGGAAAAAAAGGAGAAAAUAAACCCCGAUAAAAAGGCAUUCCUUUUAUGUUUCAGCCAGCGACAACACAAUGUAUCCAUUUUCAACACAAAAUCCCAAGGAUUUUCAGAACCUCAUGUCUGUGUAUUUGGAUGCUGUUUUCUUCCCAUUCUUGAGGGAACUGGAUUUUUGGUAAAUAUAUAUUAUAAUGGAAUAUUACAUGCAGAUCAGAGUCGCGGGACUUGCAAGGUUGGGUAAUACCACUGUUUAUUAUUGUAGGCAAGAAGGAUGGAGACUAGAGCACACAGAUCCUACAGAUCCUAACUCUCCGUUGAUCUUCAAAGGCAUCGUCUUUAACGAGAUGAAAGGAGCAUUUGUAAGUUGUAUUUUUGUUUUUUAAUACUUUAUACAAUUCUAGUUUAAUUAAAACGGCCUCGAUUGUAAAUAUUUUUUAUAUAAACUUCUUAAAUAAUUGUAAUAUUUUUAAGAAUUUUUUUUUUUAAUCCAAAAAUAGUAAAUUAUUUUACCAGCUUAUCCUAAAGUAUUAAAUUGAAGACCGUGUUAGAAAGGUAGAAGUGUUGUCCUGUAUCUCAUAUUAGCAAAUUCAGAAAAGAUUGUUACUAAAUCUACAGGAUUUGCAAGCAAACAGUGCUUAGAAAAAACCCAUUCAGAAAUGGCCAUUCUUUUGUUACAAGAAAAUUGAAUAUCAUUAAGAUGGAUAAUGAUAUGAUAAAACAUUUUAUUAGCUGCCUGUAACAGAUCCCCUAUACUCAGGCUGAGUAUAUCCAUUAUAAAUCUCCAGAGUCCAAAGUGCAGUAGUAGUGAUGUCCCGAACGGUUCGCAGCGGACGGCGAACACAUGCGCUGUUCGGUCCGCCACCUGUGUCAUCAUUGAGUAAACUUUGACCCUGUACCUCACAGUCAGCAGACACAUUCCAGCCAAUCAGCAGCAGACCCUCCCUCCCAGACCCCCACCUACUGGACAGCAUCCAUUUUACAUUCAUUGUGAAUCUGCAUUCUUAGUGAGCUGUCCAGGAGGUGGGAGGGUCUGGGAGGGAGGGUCUGCUGCUGAUUGUCUGGAAUGUGUCUGCUGACUGUGAGGUACAGGGUCAAAGUUUACUCAAUGAUGACAUAGGGGCGGACCGAACAGCUCAUAUAUGUUCGCCGUCCGUGGACAUCACUAUGCAGAAGUGAUAAUAGAAACUAUAUAUAAACAAGAUAAAAUCCUCAUCAGUGCUUAAUUUUUUCAAGUCACUGUUACUCCUGAACACUUCUGAACUUUGACGAACGUCUGCUUCUUAUCCAUGCAUGUCAGGAGAGCCCCACCGAACGACGCUCUCCUGACAUGUGUGGAUAAGAAGCAGACGUUCGUCAAAGUUCAGCGGUGUUCGGGAGUAACAGUGUCCGAUUGUAGUUCCAUGAACUUGAUGACCGAACACCGCUGCUUGCAUUCUUGCGAACAAGAUGGCCGCUAACUCAGUUUCCACGUGUUCGUGCAUACGAACAGCGGCCCCCCCAGCCGAACAAUUAGAACCCUCGAUGAUUGAGGUGUCAGGGGAGGUCAAUAGGGGUUAACAAGCACAGAAGUGGUCAGCAGUUCGUGAGUCUGUUCGGUUCCCGAACAGCACAAAUCAAUUCCACGAACCAAGUCCUUUCCAUGGCCCAUAAUCCUGGGGCAGGAGGCUAGCAAGAAGGAGCUUGUGGCGAGGCAAUUUUGUCACACUGCCAAUCCAGCCAAGUAUGAGAGUUAUAGCUAUUUAUUUAAUCAUUCUUUUGUUGUGCUCUUAUCCAGAAUACUUAACUUUGAUCAAUUGUUAAGAUUUUGUAAUUUCUGCAGACAGAGGGCUUUAUAAUUUGACAUAUUCGCAUAGAAGGAGUAAAAAGCUAUGUACUAUGAAUUUUUUUUUUCUUCUUCAUGGAAAGAAAUACACCAUAUAAGUAUUUGCUUAAAUUGUGUUUGCUAUAGGUUUAUUUUAUAAUAGUUGUUCUCUCUUUCUUCCAUCAGGCUGACAAGGAGAGAGUGUUCUUACAGAAGGGACAGACCUGGCUGCUCCCGGAUCACACGUAUGGCGUUGUAUCAGGAGGAGAACCAUUAGACAUUCCAGAUCUCACUUGGGAGAAGCUAAAGCAGUUCCAUUCCACAUAUUACCACCCGAGCAAUGCAAGGUACUGCUGUGUUUCAAUGCCCAGUCCGUUAUAUUAGUGAACAGACAAGCUGGGUUCUUAACCUUGUUACCUGUAUAUGGUCAAUUCGACAGUAUCAAUAACAAAUAUAGCCAUAACUGACCACCUUCUACACAGAGAGUAUUCUCUUUAAAGGUCCACUAUAGUGCAAGGAAAAUAAACUCGUUUUCCUGGCUCUAUAGGGUCUUUGGGUCCCCCCCACCCACAGGGUCCAACUCCCGCUGGGCUCUAGGGGGAGGAAGGGGUUAGACUCUUACCUUUCUCCAGCGCCGGGCUCCCUCGGCGCUGGGGACUCUCUUCCCUUUUUCCCACGUCAUCCGCCGAAUUCAAUCAGUCCAUAGGAAAGCAUUUCUCAAUGUUUUCCUAUAGACGGCAGCGUCUUCUCACUGUGAAAAUCACAGUGAGAAGCGUGGAAGCGUCUUUAGUGGCUGUCAAUGGGACAGCCACUAGAGGCUGGAUUAACCCUAGUGUAAACAUUGCAGUUUCUCUGAAACUGCUAUGUUUACAGCUACAGGGUUAACCCUAGAUGGACCUGGCACCCAGAUCACUUCAUUGAGCUGAAGUGGUCUGUGUACCUAUAGUGGUCAUUUAAGGACAGGAAGUGCUGUUCCCUUUCAAAAGGUCUACACAGGAAGAGGUGGUACUACCUCUGAAAUACGCAGAAAUUUGCAUUUUUGGAAGUGGAUGAAGUUACAGAUAUGGAUAUAUGGUUAUUCUUAAUUCUUUAUGAUUUACUUGAAUAUGGAAUUUAAAAAAGAAAAAACACAAAAGCAAGGCCUUAAAUGCACUUUGUAGUGUUUAAAAGAAACUAUAUAUAAACAAGAUAAAAUAAUCAUCAGUGCUUAAUUUUUUCAAGUCUAUGAACUCCUUCACGGUGAAUGGAAAAAGUAAAUUAAAAAUAUGUGGCUUGUUGGCAUACUUGGUGUGGGUUCCUCAAAAUUGAACUAGUUUUAUAGCCAUCCUUCCGCAUGCCAUUUCCACCUAGGUGAUUGCUAUAGUACAAAUCACAAACGGUUAUUUUUACACUUAUUUAAUAAUGCAUGGCCCUAAUAUUACCCUUAUCUGUUAGAAGGGUAUAACAAAACCACAUCCCAAACACACUGCCUUCAUUCUUACAGCCCAGAGAUAGAAUAAUAGAAUGGAACAUAAGAAAUACAAAACUGGGGCCUUCAUCAAGGUACAAUUUCAGCAUAAAUAGACAAAAUAGGCUGCAUUUGAUAUCAAUCAGCUUGCACCUGUCAUAUAUCUCUGUUAUAUUCUGUGUGUGUGAUGUUCACUUUUUUUUUCUUCUAUAAACGACCUGACGUUCAGAUUUUUUACGUACGGCAACUUUCCUUUGGAAAUGCAUUUAAAGCAAAUACAUGAAGAUGCCUUGAGUAGAUUUGGAAGAAUAAACACUGACACUAUGGUUCCAGCACAAAAGCGCUGGCAGUCUCCUGUAAGUAUUCACUUUCACUAGCUGCAUCCUGAUAGAACAUCAAAUAUAGAGUCUUAUUCACUAAACUUGGAAUAGUGGGGAACUGACAUGGGAUUUACAAAUUUUAGGCCCAUAUAACAAGCUGGGAAAAGCUUAUUUGUUUUUUUAGUUCAUGUAUUUUGCUCUGAAAUUUACAAUUCUCUGGUCAGUUCCUGGUUUGGGGAACAGAUCUCAUAGUUUGUUAGCGUAGUUUAUGUACACACAAAAAUAAACGCACUUAAAAAAAAAAAAUGUUUUAAAUGUUUACUAGUGUGUGAACUAUAUUGUGAAGCUCUAUUUUAUUUAGUUGUAAAUAGUAACAUUGUAAUAUACAUUGUUAUAUUUUCUUUUUUCUUUUUUGUGAAUGAUUUUUUUUUUUUCUUGUUUUGCAAAUGUUGUACAUAUUGGUGCACAGUUAUAAGAUCCACUUUAGUUCAUUAUUUCAGGUUUAAUGUUUCUCAUUUCAUACUAUUUAUUUUUGAAUCUGAGUCCAUUUCAUUCUUAGAACCUGUGCUGGUGUUAUUAAAGGACCACUAUAGUGCCAGGAAAACAAACUAGUUUUCCUGGCACUAAAGGAUCAUUAGGUCCCCCCCCACCCUCAGGUCCACCCUCACGCUGGGCUGAAGGGGUUAAAACCCCUUCAGCCACUUACUUUUCUCCGGCGCUGGGGGAAUUUUCCUCCCUCUGCCGAUGUCAGCUCCGAAUGCGCAUGCGCGGCAAAAGCCGCGGGUGCAUUCAAACCGCCCAUAGGAAAGCAUUACUUAAUGCUUUCCUAUGGAUGUCCAGCGUCUUCUCACUGUGAUUUUCACAGUGAGAAUUGCGGAAGCACCUCUAGUGGCUGUCAGAGAGACAUCAACUAGAGGCUGGAUUAACCCUCAGUGAAACAUAGCAGUCUCUCUGAAACUGCUAUGUUUUCAGCUGCAGGCUUAAAAGUAGAGGGACCUGGCACCCUUACCACUUCAUUGAGCUGAAAUGGUCUGGGUGCCGAAAGUGGUCCUUCAAAUUUGUAGCAUUUCCUUUUACCACUGGUUUUGUGUGAAGGUUCGUUUUACUGGAAAACAAAUUUGGAUAGUGACAUCUCGUCCUUCUGUAAACUAAAAUCACAAAAUAAACCUUCUUAGAAAGACUGUUAAAAUAAAAAAUGUGGUUGUUUUGAUAAUUUUUCGAUAUUGCGUCAUCUUUUCCAUCUAUAACACCAAUCUUCAUGAUUACACAUUCAUGUUCAUGCUCAACCUAGUCCCCAUGCUGUUUUAAACCCUUUGGAUCAUUCAUGAAAUGUGAAAAUUGCUGCCCUAAGCAUCCUACGUGUCUGUCAGAAUGAGUAAGAAACAUAGGUAGUGGCUAUAAGUUUUUUUUUUUGUUUGUUUUUUUUUUCUAUUUUUUGUUGUGCAUUUCAUGCAUGUCUGUCAAUCUAUCUACUGUAUGUCAGUGUUAAUAAGUGCUUUUGUCCUUUGUAGAGGGAAUACCACGUAACCUGUGCCCCAGACUCCUUUGCUUCUGAUCCAUCUAAACAGACAAUGGUCAGCAUUAGCUUCCUGUUAUCACAGUGAGUUUUUCACCCAUUUACCAUCAUUGUAUUUAUUUGAGGGUUCGAUCACUCAACAGCUGUAUCCCCUAACCGCACAAUUAGAAAAAGAAUUCCAGAUCUGUUGCUUUGUUCUUUGUAGGAGUUCCUUUAACUGCUCACAACUUAUUUUCUAGUGCUGGGCUGGGGUAGGCAGCCUUCAGAACCCCAGAUGUUGUAGACUACAUCUCCCAUAAUGCUAUUACAGCCAUAAUGCUGGCAAAGAAUCAGAGAAGAUGUAGUCCACAACAUUCCGAUGGCCAAAGGUUGCCUACACCUGUUCUAGUGAGUGAAAUAUUAAGAUUGGAAACAACAAACUUUUUCUUUGAGAGAAGCGACUGCUAUUCAAGCUCGAUAUAGAAUACAAAGUGAGUGCUGCAAACAGGCAUAUUUAUAUUGGGAUUUAAAUACCCAUUGCUAUAACGUGGUGUCAAAGUUAAAUCUCUGCUCACACCAGGCAGUGCCAGUUAUCAAUAAAUACCUGGGGCUCCCCUCUACCAACUGGGGCCACAGACUUUUUGGUUACCGACAAAUAAAUGAGAAAGCUGGAAAUUGCGGUUGAACGCGAAAAUGCAAAAUUGCUUGUAUCCUUAAGUGAACGAAAAGCAUCUGAAGCUCUGUUCAUAAAGGGUUAAAGGAAUACUAUGGCACUAGGGAUUCAAGCAUGUGUUCAUAACGCUAUAGUAUCCCUGUCCCUAGUCAGAAAUCUAGGGACAGCUAGCCAGCAUCGAGGCUCUCUUGGCUCUUCUUACCUCUCCUCCUUCCGCAACAUCACACAGGAGGCAUUGAGUCAAUGCUUUCUUACGGGGGGCUUCUGCGUCACGUAACUAAGUAAUACCUACAGCCACUAGAGGUGUGUUUAACUCUGUGAUGUAAAUAUUACAGUUUCUAAAGAGCUGUAUUGUUUUACAUUGUAGGUUUAAAAGGACAGGACGCAUUGAGAUAAAGUGGUCUGGGUGACUAAAGUGUCCCUUAAGGAAACAUAAAGUAGUACUGAACUUAUCUGAUGAUUAUUACCUGAGUUUAUAAGUAUAUCAUGGUAUUUUAUAACCAAAUUUUUUUUCAUAUGGAACACAGAAUUAUCUCAUAUUUGAAAUGUAUUUGUCUGUCUUUCCAUAGACUUACAGAUUCUUUUGAAACCUUUACGUUAUCCCUUCUGUCUUCGUUAUUGGUUAAUGGACCUAAUUCUCCUUUUUAUAAAGCCUUAAUUGAAUCCAACCUUGGGACUGAUUUUUCUCCUGACACUGGGUAAGAAAAAGUACAUUUUGUUGACCUUUUGUUUUGCCAUUUCAUGUAAGCUAUUGUGAGUGCUUUAUUACAUGACAACAUAUUAAUUCUUCAAUGGUAACGGAGUAAAUUCUUGCCAUCAUGGCAGGUUAUUUAUUUAUUUCUCUUCUUGUUUGAAGUCCUGUGAUUCAUAUUUAAUUAAAUUAGUAAUAACUAGAUGCGAUCAGUCAUCAAAUGCCCUAUUUUAUGAAUGCCAAACCUCUGCUCCCCUAUUGUUUCAACAUACUGAUAAAAUUUCACUUCUGGAUAUGUACCCAAAUACAUAGGUUAAACUCUAACCUGAAAAUAACCAGAGCUCAUCUGACCAGUGAUCAGAAGGUCAUAUUUAACCAAUUUUAACAAAUCCGAUCUAGUCAUAGUACAUGUACAAAUGUCAAAAGUGAUUAUACAUCUGUUUAUUAUACUCUACUAAUACUAUACUGAUAUAUGUAUAUAAUUUGUUGUUGUUUUUUCCUACAGCUUUAACGACCACACACUCGACACAUACUUCAGUAUUGGAUUACAAGGAAUCUCUAAAGAUGAUAUUGAAACUGUGAAAAAUAUAAUUUAUACGACCAUUGAUGAAGUCAUUGAGUAAGUUUGAGAUGAGAUUUUACAGAGAUGUUAAAAGUUUGUUUAAGAAGUCUUGCAAGAUAUGUUGUGUUAUAAAGGAAUUGUCAUAGACAAGAAGGGGCUCUUUACUGUCCACUUAUUCCUUUAAUGUAAGAUCUCUGUAUUUUCCAUGUUAUGUUCAAUAAUACACAUCUUAUUAAGGUUAAGAUUUGAUGGCACCUCUUUGAUCCAUGUUCAUGCUUUCUAUGGUCGCGUAUGGAGUUUGAGGGUAGUACAGAAAGAUUUCCACAUAGGUAAAUCGUGAUUCACAUCACAGCUUCCCAGGGAUAGCUUUUGUUUGUACAUUCCGUUUCGAAACCCUAUAUUAUAUUUGAGCAUACAUUUCUUUUGCUCUCCUCAUAAUACGUGUUUAUGUACUAAUUCAUUUCAGGAAGGGGUUUGAACCUGAAAGGAUAGAGGCCUUGCUUCAUAAAAUGGAAAUACAGACGAAACACCAGACUACAAGCUUUGGACUUUUUCUUGCUUCAGUAAGUGUUACUAUAACCACUGCUAUACAUUUUUUGUAUGAAAAUUAUUAGCCAGGGUUUAAACUGUCCUUUGCUCCCAUCUAAAGCUUAGCUAUCCAUGUGUUUUAAAAAAUCUUCUCUCCAUGGCCCUAGACACAUAGUUAACCUCUGCAUAUCGUGAACCCCAUCUGCAAUAGAUCUGGAGAAUAUCGUAUUUCCCCAUUGUGUGGAUCUGGUGAUCAGGCUGUGCUGUCGUUUGAAUAGCAUUUGGAUAUGAAGGGUGGUAGCAUCACAAGGAUUGGGAGACUGGACGCCAAAUCAACCUAUACAUAAACUAAGUACAUUCUCUCCUCUUUCCCCUAUUUAAUAGUUUAAAACACAAUUUUUUCUUCUUCAUGUUAACCUAGUGUAUUUCAUCUACAUGGAAUCAUGAUGGCGACCCUGUGGAGCUCUUGAAAACUGAAGAACAAAUGAAUACAUUCAGACAGUGUCUUAAAGAGAACCCGAAGUUCCUUCAAGAAAAACUCAAACAAUAUUUUAAGGUAAUAUAACAUUGUUAAAUGGUUUGUUACUGACAUGUCAUUCAGGUUUGAACAGCUGUGCCAAAAUAUAAGCUCUUAUGUUUCCAACAGACAUUCAACCACAGCUGAAAACUUAAUCAUUUAUGUAUUUAAAAACCACGUUGUUCCCUAGCAAUGCUUCAAACUAAAGUACUAAAUACCAAGUAACACACACAGUUAGAUAUCUUAAAAUAAAAUUGAAGUAUGCAUUUAAAACAAUGCAUAUACGUUUAGAACGAACAGUUUCUCCCAUGGUUGCCUUUUUUGAACGUAGAAUUCUGUAUUAGUUUUUCACAUUUCCUAAACUAAUGCACAAAUGUAAUAAUUCAUCGAUGGCCACCACUUUAUUGAGCACAACCUGUUCUAGAACCCUUUUUUUUUUUAAUGUAUUUAUUUCCAAUGGCAGAUUGCAUAUUUGUAUUAAGGAUUUUACAAUGUGGCAUAAACAUUUCUUGGAGAUUUUAGUAAAUGCUUUGCAAACAUGUAUUCUGGUCAAACAUUUUAUGUUUCAGACCUCCCAUUCCUGCUCACCCAGAAGGUUUUAUUUUUUUAUUAUUUGUACGUGUUCCCUGGAGUAAACUAUGGUCACAUUCAUAGAACUAGCUUGGAAUUCCAGGUGCUGUGUGACACAUCACAUUAUCCAUCUUAAAUUGACAGAUUCUGGCUAUAAAAAAAAAAAUGCAUGUAGUAAUUAAUAGUGGUCUAUGACUCCGUUAGAAGUAUGUGAUCUAAUAUAUGUCAAGAGAAUAUUACUUCCAUUAUUACACAACCACCUUCAGAGACUGCAGUGGUUCAAAUUGCCUUAAGAUUGAUUGUUUAUGGAGUAACCACCUCUGAUACCAGCAGUUCUACCACUGAAACAUUGCUUAGAUCAAGUCUCAUCCUCAUUUUUACUCCCCAUGGCUGUGGACAUGCUCCAGCAGGUUAUUUUGCCCCAUUACAGUUUUGCAUUUUGUGUCUUUACAGGACAACCAACACCAAAUGACCUUAUCAAUGAGCCCUGAGGAAAACUACAAAGACAAGCAGUUGCAGCUGGAAACUGAGAAACUGAACCAAAAGGUCAAAGCACUGUCUGAAGAAGAAAGAAAGCAAAUCUAUGAGAAAGGUCACAUAGCUAAAUUAAAAUUAUGCAGCCAAGCCAUAUACGUUUAAAGGGACUCUAUCGUAUCAGGAAUAUAAACCUGUAUUUCUUACACUAUAGUAAUAAAAUCGCUGUUUAGGUGGCCAGCCCCCUUCCCCCCCUUGUUAAAAGGGCGAUUUUACUCCCCUUAUUUCCAGUACAGUGCCGGUCUCACCGGCUCCUCAGCUGCCAUCAUCAGAGUUGAUGAUCUCAGUCAGUGCAAUCCUUUCUCAAAGAAAAGCAUUUAGGAGGCUAUUUUGCAUGCGUGCUAAAAUGCUGCACUGCACCAAUCAGCAUCUCUCUGAAUCAGUGCAUCUCUAGGGGGAGCGUUUGGCAUCUCCAUGCAGCACUGACCCAGGAAGCACCUCUAGUGGCCGUCUGAGUGACUUUCUCUGAAAAAGCAUUAUUUACAUCAAUAGCCCUGGAGGGACAGGGUCAUUAAGCUGUAGUUGCUCUGGUGACUAUAGUGUCCCUUUAAUGAAUUAACAUAUAUGUAUGUAUAUGGGUGUAUUCCAAUUUAUCAAAAGGCCAGCAAUUGGUAUAUUUUCAACAGUACUACCUAUAUGUUUUAUUUCCAAUAUUGCGAUACAAAGCCGAGGUAACAAAGUUAACACGGUUAAGCUGGACACUUCCUACUCCAACUGCAGAGAGAAGAGAUUUAGAUUUUGUUUUCUAGCGGUCUGAUUAGCACAAACAGGUUAACCCUAAAAUUAACUCAAGGCAGUGAAAAUGUAUCUACUAACUCAAGUGAAACUCAUUCGUAAUCUAUACACACAUGGAGAAGGUAAAUAAUACGUUUUGUCCUAUUCUUUCAUUUACAGGGAGAUAAUUGAGAGACAACAAUUCUAUGAAAGCUUAGAAGGGAUAUAUAGAGUUAAAAUUAUCCCCUAUAUUGUAUGCAAUAUAUAGAUAAUGCCUUAAAAUUAUAAUGUAAAAAAAAAUCUGUAAAGUUAUUUUCCCAUUUUGCACCGUUUAGUGGUUCUGCCUUUACCUCCAAAGCAGACCCCUUCCACCCUACACACAAACUCUUAUCCAAUCAUAAACCAUAGCACACCUGGAGAUUAGAGGAUAAGUAGUUUUCCCCUAAAGCAGUUCCGUUCAUUACAGAGGAUGGGCUGAACUGCUCUGUAGAAUUAUAGUAGCCAUACAAUUUCAGCCUGGUUCAUUGUUUAGUGCGCUAGGCUAAAUGACAAAGCCCUGGUUUGCAAAUGUGCAAUUCACAGCUCUGGUCUCUGAUGAAAAGGGAUUUGGAAAACAUGAAAAGGCAGCCUUUAAAGGAAAACUAUAGUGCCAGGAAAACAGAAUUGUUUUCCUGGUGCUUUAGCUUCCUAUAGUGCCUCCCUCUGUCGCUCCUGUCCCCCCCCUUCCCUGUGGUGCAGAAGGGGUUAAAAACCCCUUCUGUCACUUAACUGAGUCCAGUGCCGAUGUCACUCGGGCUCUGCCUCCUCUCAUCCCUGUCGACAUCAGCUUUUGGGGAGACCCAAUGCGCAUGGAAGUCCCUCUAGUGACUGUCUGUGACAGCCACUAGCGUGGAAUUAACCCUCAAAGUUAAUUAAAAACUGCCAUUAUUACAUUUGCAGGGUUAAGGGACCUGGGACACUGCACCCAGACAACAUCAAUGAGCUGAGGUUUUAGUAUUUACUAAGCGCUAUUUACUAUUUUGCUACUUAAUGAUGCAAGCCUACUCCUGAUGUUUCCAUUCACGUGGCAUCAUUCUGUUUUAAAUGCUAUUCAAAUCCAGGUAAUGUCAUCCACUUGGCAUUACUCUGCUGUCACUUCCGUGUGAGGCUCACAUAAUCAACUGGCAUUGCUACUAAAACUAGUCUUACAGCAAAGUGCCACCAUCAACAAUGACAUUACCCUGAUCCUCCCAAUGAAACUCAUUUUCUCAUGAGAAAUGCAGAUCAGCAGGAGUUUCAAUGCUUUGUUGUUGCAUUGUCUUGUCUGGAUGCUUUGUUGUUGCAUUGUCUUGUCGAGAUGCAUUUAAAAUUAAUGUAAUGUCUUAUUUCUAGGCUUGAAAUUAAUAGAGCUGCAGAGCAAACCUGAGGAUGUAUCCUUCUUGCCAGCCAUCAAAGUGUCUGAGAUUGAACGAUGUAUUCCUAAUACAGAACUGGAAAUUGCAUACUCCGGUAAGACAAUCAGUGAGUCUCGGGUACUCAGUCUUUCUUUAUGUUCUGUAAGGAAGACUAAGUAGAACCUAGCUUCCACAGAUCUAUGUAUAAGAGGUCCACAUCAGGAUUCACAAUCUGUGAUCUUUGAAAAUUGUUUUUGGGGUGUGUAUAUGUGUAUUUAUUUUAUUUCAUUUAAAUAUAUAUGAAAUAAAAUAAAUACACAUAUAAAAUAUAUAUAUGUGUGUGUGUGUGUGUUUUAAAAAAAAAUAUAGGUUUUGGGUAUAUAUAUUAUAUUUUUAUAAAUGAUAUUCAGUGCUAAAUAUACUCUACUUGUGGUCAUAUUGAUUCAUUACUACCAAUCCUGCUCAGUCAUCGGAUGUAUUAAUGUGUGCAUUGUGGUUAUUCAGGGGGUGUUCCUGUCCAGUACUGUCCUCAGCCGACCAAUGGGAUGGUAUAUUUUCGAGCAAUAUCCAGUUUAAACCCUUUGCCUGAGGAGCUCAAGCCGUACGUCCCUCUCUUCUGUUCUGUUGUCACAAAGUAAGUUGUUUUAAGAUCUGAUAAUGUUAAUAAUGAUCUGUGAAUUUAAUAUGUUUAAUAUUUUUAGGAGGGAUUUAUUAUUUACAUUGCUAGUAUUUGUGCAAGAUUUCGCAUGUGGUGCCUGUGGAGUCAUGUAUCCAUAUAUUUAUAGAAUUGGUGUCUCAUGAAGAGUAAGCAUUUCAUACUGCUAAGGUUGGUUAAAACAAAUUCUUAAAUGGAACUGUGAGAAAAUCUAUCUGGUUACAAUACUUUGUUAUUGGGUGGGGGGGAGCUUGGGAGCCAUUGCUUUAGGUCAUGUAGUGGAAGCACAAAUAACUGAAUAUCUGAGUCUGCCAUUCAACAAUACACAUGUAUAUUUUUGGAGCAACUUCCUGUUCCUGCUUUGAGCUCUGGGACAAGCAGCCUAGAAGUUUCAAAAGGCCGCAGCCGAUGAUACUGUGAGCAUGGUCUGGACAACUAACUCAUCUGGACCUCCAGGUUAAUUCAGACAAGGAUACUACUUAUUUAAAUAUUGCUUAUCUGUGAUGGAAGCAAUAGGCUGACCAAGUCGGAUAAUCUCACACUUCUCCUGCAUUCUACUUCAAGUAAAAAGAGUAUGAAAGCUGUAAAAGAAGGAUUCUGCAAGACAUGGCACAUGGGAUCAUAAGAGCCUGACAAUGAAGGUGACUUGCAUACAAUGCUAACAUUUGCAGCUUGUUACAACUGAUAUUGCAGACCAGAUAAGGUGCUAAAACCACCAAACACUAUAUAUGUAUAGCUGGAUACAACCAGAUUGCAUGUUAGAAUAUAUAGCACAGCAUAAUAUACCAGAGUUCUAAGAGAGGUAAGUAGCCUCUGAAACUGCAAAGAAACACUAGACUAAAGUGAAUUUCUGGAUCUUCUUAAGCAUGGUUGUAAAAACCCCUUGAUCUGUAUGUAAGAAAAAUAUUCUUUAUUCCAGAAAAACACUUACAGUUAGGAGGCAUAGAGUGUAGAGUGGAGAUCAUCACUGACUCUGGUAAAUUGCCAGUAGGCACCAAAAGCACCAGUGGUGAUGGUCACUCCACCCCCCCGCCCCAUGUGUCUCAACUGUGCAUUCACUUUGGAAUAAGUUAUUUUCCUUACCUAUCAAUGGAGGAAAUUUGGCAAUUCGCAUUAGUCUAACCAUACAAAUCCCAGAAGAGGACUUACUGGCUCAUAAAACUCAUCCAAGCUGAAAUGCAGUUCACAGAAACGAGUCGCUUGUAGAAAGCCGACACAAAGUUCCCUUAAUUAUCCCCUUAAGGACACAGGACGGAAAUAUUCCGUCAUGAUUCCCUUUUAUUCCAGAAGUUGUGUCCUUAAGGGGUUAUUUUAAAUUUAUUGUUGAUGAUAUAUAAACAUUGUUAUUUUGUUCUUCAAUAAAAUGAUACAAUCUCUUACAGGAUGGGAUGUGGUGCUUAUAAUUACCGGGAACAAGCUCAACAAAUGGAGCUGACAACUGGUGGGAUGUCUGUCAGUCCUCACAUUGUGCCCGACGACUCCAGUCUGGACACUUAUGAACAGGUGAGAUAUCAAAAAAAGCUUUCAUAAGAUCACAUUAGAUUAGUGUUGUAGAGGGUCACAUAUAUGACACUUGUUACAAUCUUUCGAAUUGAAGAAAGCAGAAAACAACCGGAGCUAUUAUUAUAUUUUCGUUAUUUUAGUAUAAACGGUAAGCCCUGUUUCACUCACCGCAUCUUACAACAUUCCGUUUUAUGUUUUCUUUUGCGAUAGUCAGGGCUAAUUAGCAUGUUUUCCUUUUUAAUAUCUGCUUCACUAGACUGAUGUUUCAUGGCUUGUUUUAAUUUCUUUUUAACUGUAGGGAGUUCUCUUCUCAUCGUCGUGCCUGGAUAGAAAUGUUCCAGACAUGAUGCAUCUCUGGAGCGAAAUUUUUAACAGGUGUGUUUCUAUAGCAUUAUCUUAUGACCAUGUCAGCUGGCAUACUUGUGUUUUGAGGGAGGCUAUAGGAGAAGACAAUAGAGGAACCUUGUGUAAUUAGCUGGUCUUAAAUAGCCAGACCUCUCGUACACAACAGCUGAUUAAAUUUAGCAAUCUACACCAGUGCUCGCCAAAUCACCAGUUUGUAAAUAUACAGAUUUUAGUCCAUUCAGGAGAAUUCCAAUAUCUGGACAAUUGGUGGUUGCAGAAGCCUUGGUGUUAUGUAUUUUUGUAUGUUCUUCAAUAUGGCCAAAAAAAAAAUCAAUUCUUCCACUAAAUAAACCCAGGUUAAUUUUAUCAGAUGUUAUACACCACACUGUCAAAGUGCUGUUUGUUUAAGCUGUGUAAACCAGUUUAUUAACAUUAAUAUCAUGUGAUUGUUAGUCUGUAGUUUUAGAGUUUAAACAGAACUUUAAUAUGUUGUAUGUUUUGAUUUACUUGAUAUCUUGUUAAUCCUUCCCCCCCCCCCCAUGUAAUAUGAGUUACUAGAAUUUUGUUAAUUUUUACAGUCCGCGUUUUGAUGAUGAGGAGCGACUAAGUGUUUUAGUAAGAAUGAGUGCCCAAGAAAUGUGUAAUGGGAUAUCAGAUUCAGGACACCAGUAUGCUUGGAUCCGUGCUGGAAGGACUCUUACACCAACAGGAGAACUGGAGGAACUGUUUGGUGGAAUGGAUCAGGUAUAGAGACCAUUUACUCCAAUAUCCCCUGUUAGGCUGUAGGUUUUUUUUUGUUUGUUUUUUUCUGUCUCACCUGGUUUAUUUUUUAAUUUGAGUUAUACCUCUUGCAGUUCUAUUAAUAUUCUGCCCAAUUUUCUAAAUACUUUCAUUAGUCCCUGGCCUUCUCUUAUAUCUAAGAUAGCCUUAUGCCUAUCCCACGCAUGCUUAAACUCCCUCACAGUUUUAACCAACAGCAAAAAACAAAUGUGAGGUAGGCUGAACUUGAUGGACGCAAGUCUCUUUUCAGCUAUGUAACUAUGUAACUAUGUAACCACUAGCACUUCAACUGGAAGGCUAUUCCAUGCGCCCACUACCCUCUUAGUAAAGUAAUACUUCCUGAUAUUAUUUUUAAACCUUUUCCCCUUUAAUUUAAGACACUGUCCACUUGUUGUGGUAGUUUUUCUUCUUUUAAAUAUAAUCUCCUCCUUUAUAACGUGUUUAGGUUUCAUGUUGGGUAAAUGUAAAUAUCAUAUUAUUAUAUCGUGGGCUUCUCUCCCUUUUAUAGAAAAUGUUAAAUGGCCUGCCUAACAUAAUUUAAAGGUCACAUCAAGCUGGAGAUGACUCCUAUUUUUAUAAUGCAUUAUAAAAUAUUAUAAAACCUGUGGAAAAAAAAAAAAACAUAUUACAAACAUGAUCACUUUUUAAAUGCUAGUAUUUAUAUCCUUGGAGUAAAACACCUGUGGUAUGUUAUUCUAACUUGUAAGGUGAGGGAAGUGUUUGUAGCUGAACCAAAUUUUGCAUAUAGCUUUAAAAUAGCAAAUAACGAUAAACAACUGAGUGCAGGGACAGGGGAGGCUAUUGCACUGUGAUCUCUGACAAUGCUGCUCUUCUUGUUCCUGUAAUAAAAGAGCUUAGCAUUCAAGUUGAUCAUUGCGAGAAUUAGCAAAAAAGAGAAGGGCUCCACAAGCUGUGCUUGGGUAUCAUUACAUUUUGUUAUAUUGCAGAAAUAUUUUUAUUUAUUUUACUUCUUUUUAGUUAAACAUGAUGCAAAGGAUAGCAGAAAUGCCCGAUAUGAGUUCCGUGCUCCGUAAAUUAUCUCGUAUCCGGAAAUAUGUCCUUCUAAGUGACAGCUUAAGGUAAGUGGACAUAUAUCAUUGUAGUGCAGUGAUUUAUAAGAUGCUUAAAUAACCAUAUUAAAGGUCUUUUAUUCACACAUACAUCAACCUAAAGGCAUUUUAUAACUAGCUUAUAACUUGGUGUACGUUGACUGUGAUAGAAUGAAUAAGCCCAACGACACUUUGUAUCCAUUAGGUGCUCGGUGAAUGCCACCCCACAACAAAUACCCAUCGCAUCAAAGGAAAUAGAUAACUUAUUGUCUGGACUCCCCAGGAACAAAAAAGAGCGCAAACCUGUCCGCCCCAAUGUAGUCGAGGUAUGUGAAAAGAUGGUUGGGCCUGGGAAGUGCAAGGGGGGGAUAAAUUCAAUUUUCUUCCUCUAAUGUUAUGUUUUAUUCAAUUAAUCUCUAAUUGUCUCUGAAUUUAUAGAAAUAUUGCAGUCAUUCGUCUUCAGAAAAUUCCCAGAAAAUCAAGAGAAAGCUUAUAUGUGUAAGUAACUAGUUGUUUGGUGCCCUCUAGUUAAUAUAGUGCCAGGUAUUGUUUCCAUUACAAAGGAAUUCCAGAAUAAUAAAACUAGACUGAUACAUGGACAUUUACGUUAUAUAUGUUCUAAUCUAUAGGAUUACAAUACAUUAUAAAUACAGGAAAUCCCAUCUUGCUGAAUGGGUAUUUCCAUUAAAUAAGACAGUCUGUUAAUGUCUUAAACUUGUCAUAUUACUGAUUUUACCAUUUUUAUAUUUUGUAAGGAGCCAACGUUCAAACCAUGCCAGAUGAAGACACAUUUUUCUCUAGCUUUUCCUGUAAAUUACAUUGGUGAAUCUAUAAGGACUGUCCCCUUCAUGGACUCGGACUAUGGGAGGUAAUAAAAAUUCUGUAUAUUCAAAUGUAUCGAUUGGAGUAUACAUUAAAGAUCUAACCUAAUGUCAAGUCAUCAAGAUUGAUGACCUUUUUUCAUAGACAGGCAUUGUGGACUUAUGCUGCAUGCGUGGCAUUUGCCAUUAUCUAUCUACCUGUCAUAGAGAAGCUUGGAUGCAUACCUAGUGUCUGGGGUCAGCAUUCUCUGAGGCUAAUGCCAGCCAUAAAAUAGAUUCAGUUAUCGAUUGUUUUAUUCCGAAACGCAUUGUGGCCAUCUGAAUUUCAUUCACUCAAGGUGUGGGGCUGCUAACAGUGAUGUUUCUCUGAAUUAUUAAGUUAUUUUUGUGCUUAGACUGUCUCUUUAACAUGCUGUAACGUGACAUGUUGGAAGAUAUAUGUUCCAGAAUAGUAUCCAGCUGAACUAGUAGCUCCUACGUGUCCCUGAUCUGGAAGCAUAGUCCUAGUUUAGAACUUGGGCCAACUCCUUGGAGUGCUAUGUGAAUGUCUGAUAAUCUGCAUUUGAAAUUGUGAUAUAUUUUAUACAAAUACAAUGGAAAUAUUAAUUUCUUAAAGGAACACUGUAAGCACUGUAUCUGCUUCAUCUCAUUAACCUGGUUAUAGUGUCUGGAGUCCCCUGGUACCAUAAUUUCUUUCAGCAUUAAACAGUUUUUAAUGUUGUAAUGUUUUAAUGCUAAUCAAGAGUCCACAGCAGUCCAUCCCCUCUGUGCUGCUUUGGCUAAUAAGGAAGUAUUACCCUGAGAGGCAAUGGGCAGCUGUGAUUGGCUGAGUGUGUCAGCUGACUGCUUUUAACCUGUCAGAGCUCCAACUGACGGUAUGAAUGGAUAUGACAACAAGGAAGUGUGUAUUCUCUGCCUUAGCUACACAUACAGAAGGGGCCGGACUGUGGGUGGCCAGGGACUCUUAUUUUGUGGCAUAUUGCACAAACAUGGUGCAACACUGAAUGGAGGGACAGUGCCAGGCCACUCCAGGCACUAUAAUCAAUUCAAAGAGACAAAGUGCUUAUAGUGACUACAGUGUCCCUUUAAGUAAAUAAUAGAAUGUGCAGUCAUGUGACCCAAUAAGCAUUCAUGUAUUUAGAAUAAUUCUCACUGGUAUUGUUUGAAUUGUUCACCCCUUUGUUUACAACUGUUUUCUGGUUUGUUUUAUGUACUCAUUAAUGCUAUUCAGGAUGUUUUCUGUACAUUGAAGGAAAUUGCCAUGAUAUCCUGCAUCAGCAUAGUAUUGGGGAAAUGUGGAAUUCUCCGAAAUGGGAGAUUAUUCUUUUCAUGACUGAUAAACGCAUUUGCUUGCAUUGCAGUAGAGCCUUGAUAUUCUAUUUUAAGAGAGUAUAUUGUUAAUUUCCUUUUUUUUGUAAUAUUUUGUUUUAGAUGUUAACUAUGUGCAAUGGAUUUUUUUUCGACUUAACUUUGUAAAGUAACAACCUGUUUCAAAGAACCUGAAAACUGUUUGUUUUAUUCUAGUUUACGUUUACUCGCACGAGUAAUGAGCAAUAAAUUUCUUCAUGGUGAAAUCCGGGAGAAAGGAGGAGCUUAUGGGGGAGGAGCAAAACUCAAUUUUAAUGGAAUUUUCACAUUUUACUCGUAUCGGUAAGGAAGUACAAAUUGAACAUUUUAUACCCAAAAAAUAAAAGCACUUGCCUUGAAGUGAUUUUGGGACUGUGGUGUUUUACCAUGAAACACAUUGUGUAGGAUGUAGUGACCAAACUGUUGUUUUAUGUAACACUGAAAUACCUCCUGCAACAUUACAUUGUGCUAUGGAUAAACACAGUUGAACUGAAAUUAAGCAAAAAUGUAAACGCUAUUAAGUGUACUUUUAGUAAAAUUGAAAAGCUAGUUUGCGGUAUUCAUGUCUAUUGUUACAUAGUUCCACGCUCCUCUUCCAAAGGAAUGCACAACCCAUCAUCAUGCAAUUACUGGGGUCAUGUAAGAAUAUUAAAAUAAAGGAUGAUGCCUAACUUUUGUAGUGUGCUUUGAGGAAGGGUCAUGGGAGUAUUGCCAUAGUUACCAGGUAAAAUGGAAGGAGUUAGGCUCAUCGGCCACUCUGCAACAUUUGUUUAUUCACGAUAAAGUAUCACACUGGGGAUGGAUACUCUAGUGAUACUGUCUGCCCCUUUGUGCAUUUCUUGCAAUACUGGUUUCAAGCACAUUUGCCAAAAUGUAAUCACAAAUUUUGCUCAACAAUAUUACAGGCAGAAGAUGUACGUCAGAGUGCCCUAACAAUAGCUCUAUUAAUAGAAAAACAUGAAUUAAUCUGUUUUGCAAAAUAAUAAACAUUUUAAUAAAUAUUCUGUUAACUUGUGGAGUAGCCUCAUUCGUGUGUUUUCAUGAAUGAAGCUACUUAACAAUGUUAAAUGUACAUAUUCUAUAAACCCUUGCUUACGGGUAUCUGCAACCUUGUGUGAGAACUCGCUGCAGUAUGUUUGAGUCCUCCAUAGAAAAAAAUGAAAUGAGAAUGAAAUGUCUUUUAAUCUUAAUUUCAGGGAUCCAAAUUCAUUGUCAACACUGGCUACGUUUCAAAAGGCAAUUGAGUGGGCAAAAUCUGGAAAAUUUACAGAAGAAGACCUAAAUGAAGCUAAGCUCUCUGUAUUUUCAAAAGUAGAUUCUCCCACUGCUCCUUGUAAUAAAGGUAAAUAUAUUUAAAACGGAGUGAAUGCUUCAUGGCUGAUGCCUUCUUAGUGGUUAUAAGUGGUUGCCGAGCCACUUUAAAGUAAGAACCCUUCCCACGCCAAGUCAAAGAAAGAAUUUUAAUAAACUUAACUGUUUGCGUGUGCGUGUGUGUGUAUAUAUGAAUGUGUGUGUGUGUGUGUGUAUAUAUAGUUGGCUGUGUGUAAAUGUGUGUUUGCAUGUGAUUGUAUAUGUGUCCAUGUAUGUAAAAAUCAAUAAAUGCUGGGGGCGUUUAACCACAUCGCUCUGAUGACCAGACACCCUAAAGCCCCAAAUUCUCCCCAAAAUGGCUGCCAAUGGCACGGAAAGAAACCCAGUGCCACCUCAACACCAAUGGGGAAGAAAACAAAAAAAACUGCGCCUCGAUCGGCCCAGGCAAUCAGCCGAUAUAGGCGAUCUUCUGAGGAAGCCACAUGGCGCGACAGGGCCCAAAAAUGGUGGCCGACAUCGAGGACUACUCCGACAGCUCAGAGGAUACCCCCCAGGACUGCUCAGAGAAUCUGGGAUAUGGAGGGCCGGCAAGGCGAGCACAGCCGACAAUGGGUCACUCGAUUACCACAGAAAUACUCACCGCUCUCCUCUCGGACCUACGCCAAUCACUGUCCACGGAGAUCUCCCAAGUAAGGGGAGAUGUCAGAGAGUUCACAGCCUGCCUCACCACUGUGGAGCAACUUACUCAAACGCACGCAGCCCAGGUGCUCGACCUCCAGACGCAGAUGAGAGAUCUCACCACGGCCCACACUCCAAUGUCCCACCAACUAGCAGCCAUGGAGGAUAAACGCAGAUGGAAGCAUAUCAAAAUCCGAGGCCUAUGUGACACGGUGUCCCCAGCUGAAUUGCCCCAUCUCCUCCACAAGCUAUUUGCGACCCUGAUUCCCCCCAGGCAAGCAAAGAGGAUCCAACUGGAUGGCAUGUUCCGCCUACCCAAACCACCACAGCUCACGGGCACCGCAACAAGCGACCUCCUGAUCAAACUCCAAAACGGGCAGGAUAAAGCAGCACUCAUGAGAGCCAUCAAGGGGAAGACUCCACUCAGCUUUGAGGGUAUGGACAUAACAUUUUACUCAGACCUGUCACGCACUACCCUGCGAUGGCAGCAAUCUCUCCGACCACUGACAACGCUACUAGUGGCCAUAGGGGUGACAUACUGCUGGGGACCAGCACACGUGCUUAUAUUACAGCAUCAGUAAUCUGAACAGCGAGUUACGGACAUAGCAGAGAUGGACACUGUAGUGGCCAAACUAGGCCUUGCGACCUCCCCGAAUACAACGGCUUGGGACCCAGCCAAUGUCGUCACGUUUGUCCCGGGUCUCGAGAGGGCACUGGGGAAAAGGACUUCAUGAACCACCGCCUUCCUGUCUAACAUGUUUAAUAUGUUUUGGUUAUCUUUUCUACCUCUGUUUGAGGGGCUCAUGGGCACCCACCAUAGACACUGGGAAUAACCCGGGCAACUGGCUCCACUAUAUCAGCCUCGCUAAGAGGAGCUGGCUUACAUGCUACACAGACACCACGUCGAUACCCCAUGUUUUAUUUGUAAGCCUACGUUAAUCUAGGCCGUACCCUCGCCCCUGCUACUUACACUGCAAUCGGCCACCCUAGACGACCUAUUCACCUUGUUUCCCUGCACUUCCACAGCAAAGGGAGCAGGCCAUGAUACAGAGGCACCCCACAGCACACAACCGACGCACGCUAGGCCCUCUCAUACGUGCCGAUGGUACCCCCCACUGUACCUUGGCACUAGACAAACUCUUUUGUCCAUACGGAAACUAAUCUGUUUACAAGAUAACAAACUGUUGUUUUACCAUAAGUUUUGACUAUCGCCAUUUAAAAAUGUGCAGUAAUUCUAAAUGCCAUAUUGAUGUCAUCAACUGUUACAAUUGAGCUUCAUAUGGCUGUCGUGGCUAUCCAAGCAUGAUGUAAAGCUCGCACAACAAAAAUAAAGAAUUGAAAAUAAAUAAAUAAAUGCCAUGAUUCUUUCUCUUUUAGCAGUCAAUCUAAUUAAUACAAAAUUGCUAGUCUGUAGGACAUCUAAUCAAUAAGUCUUUUUAUUUUUAAGGCAUGAAUCAGUUUUUAAAUGGACUCAGUAAUGAGAUGAUACAAAGACACAGAGAACAACUAUUUGCCGUCAGCCAUUCGGAUCUGGUUAAUGUGGCAGGAAGGUAAGUUGACUUUUUUUGCUGAUUAUAGUUUUAGCAUGUGUGCACAUUAUAGGCCACAUGGCUUCACCAGCAUAAAAUCAAAAGGGUAGAGAAAUACAUUUAGACUUUGAGAUGUCCACAAGCACAGCUUCCCACCUACUAAAACGAAAACUAGCACUGACCAAAACCCACCAUGAUCCCAGUCCGUCAUGAGAAUAGAGUUUUAGUUCAAGAACAGCUGAUCUAUCUUGUGGCCAUCCCUGAUCUGAUCCCUUGAACAUUUUGCAUCCUUAAAGUCCUAUUAUCCCUAUCUGUCUGUGUACCAGAUGGUUCCAUUCCCGUUGUACCUUUGCUUCUCCACAGUAUGGCAAGUGAGAAUAGACAUGGCAUCUCAGGUUAAUAUGUAAUGUAAUACAGUGUUAGAAUGUUAAUAUGCACCUUCUCUCUUUAUCCCAGGUAUUUAACUGCUGGUCAGGGCACUCGUGGGACUGCAAUUCUGGGGCCAGAAAAUGAAGCUAUUCAAAAAGAUCCAACCUGGAUUAUUCGAUGAAUUUUGCACAAACAAGAGACUAUUUAGGGAAAAAAAUAACAUGUAUUUAAAAGGAUUUUAGCUUUUUUUUUUUUUUUUUAAGAAUUUUCAUUUAAAGCUGCUUAUUUUCUGUCUAGGGAUUUUUUGUAUUAAUGUCUUUGUACUUUGUUGGUGCAAAAUAAAUAUAACCGUUGUGAAACCA
Molecule: messenger RNA, 36822 nt
Organism: Pelobates cultripes (western spadefoot toad)
Lineage: Eukaryota; Metazoa; Chordata; Amphibia; Anura; Pelobatidae
Source: the annotation of a GenBank genome assembly